Molecule: messenger RNA, 2468 nt
Organism: Helobdella robusta
Lineage: Eukaryota; Metazoa; Annelida; Clitellata; Rhynchobdellida; Glossiphoniidae
Exons: 9
Coding region: 64-2100 (678 amino acids)
Biological process (GO): P-body assembly; deadenylation-dependent decapping of nuclear-transcribed mRNA
Cellular component (GO): P-body
Molecular function (GO): RNA binding
Source: RefSeq, a predicted model, not a curated record
CAACAGCACCAUCAGCAAUUACAACAACUUCAUUUGCAACACCAACAUCUGCAACAUCAAUACAUGAAACAAAUGUAUCAGCUCCAGCAAAAUUUCAUCAGACCAACAGCAUCAAUGAUGAUGAUGAUGGCUCAACAAAGAGAUGGUAAACUUCCUCUUCCUACAACUGCACAACAACAACAACAACAUCAACACCUUUUGUUGAAACACCAACAACAGCAGCAACAUCAACUGUUGCUGAAACAGCAACAACAGUUGCAUCAACAAUAUCAGAUGAAGUUUCAGCAUUUGGCCAUGUUGCAGCAACAAAUUUUUACAAAACUUCAGCACAUUCAACAACAGCAGCAACAACAGCAACAUCAACGACAUCAACGACAACAACAACAGCAGUUUCCAUUACACCUUCAGCAGAACUUCCAGCAACAACAAAUGAUUCUUAUGAAGAUGCAGAAUCACCAACAGCUUCAGCAACCUCAGUACCUGCCCCACCACAGCCAGCACCAACCACAACAACAUCAUCACUACUUGCAGCAACAGCAAAAACAACUUCAAAAUGUGGACCCCAGCUAUUAUGAUGGACUGAUGGAGAAGAAGGAGAAAGAAUGGAUAAUUAAGAUUCAGCUGUUGCAGCUUCACAGCGAAAACCCAUUUGUGGAUGAUUACUAUUACACUUGUUGGUCAAUGAAGAAGAUAAUGAGAGAGAACAGACAGUUCAAGAGAGAGAAUUUGAAGAGUAUGAUGAAACCCAGCACCAACCUAUCCCUAGACGACGAAGACGGUGCUGAUGAUGAUGAUGAUGAUAACGUGGCUGUUAGUAAUGAUAACGAAGAUGAUCGCCAUGUUGGGAGCGAGGACGACGACGACGAUGAUGAUGAUGCGAAAGUUGAAAAGUUACUUGUGCCUAAUAACGAAAUUAGUGAAUCUAACAAGCCUUAUAAACCGACUCAGUACGAAGGCUCGUUAGGGAAGUUGACAGUUUCGAGCAUCAACAAACCGAGACAGGUUCUCGAGGUUCACCUGACGCCGACCAGUGAUGAACUGAAGAAACAGGAUAACAAGAAGUUUAAGGAGACGUUGGCCAAGAUUGAAAAGGGUUUUGAUGUUCUGCUGCUCGUCGAUGAGUUAGAGAAGAAAGCCACGAAGCAAUCACUCAACGAAAGCAACAAAAAUGACAUCAUCCACAACGACAACAAACCACAAUUUGAUGUCGAUGGUCCGAGCAACAACGUCUGUGAGCACAGCUGCAGUAAUCUUGUGAUGGUCCAGGAAAUAGUGGCUAAGUUGCUGGAGAAGGCUUCUACUAUAUCAAAGAAGGAUUGGUUCUCUGAGAUGUCACUGAAGUUGUAUCAUUGCCUGGAAAAUGUGAUAACUUUACCGUCGUGCAGCGACGUAUCGACAUUAGUUAGAUACUCGACUGUCCUCUGUAGGAAUUUACGCGAUGAUGGUCUAACUAAUCACCUGGCAGUGUUAUUAGGAUGUAAAUUUGCAGUCUCGGUAAUAAUCUGCUUGAUCUCAUCCAUGGAACGUCAGCUCAGCAGUGACGAAAAAUUAUCUGAAAACGAUCAGAUAAACAUCAACAACAACAACAACAAACCCGACCUGAAACAAUGGGAGCAAUUCAUCAAGGCCAUAUACGACUGCAUUCUCGGCACUCCCAACUUGUCCAUAGAAAAACCUCACAAAUCUCAACUGAAGUGCUGCCAACAGUUCCAAAAUUGCUCCAACGUCACAUCACCGCACCAUCACAACAACAACAAUCUUCUAGACCAGCAGCAAAUCAGUAACAACACCCAGCAACAACAACAACAUCCUCACAAUGACGUCAUCGAAUAUCAGCGGACCCCAAACAACCUUUCGUCGACUUUGAAGCAGCAUUUCUCGAGAUUCAUCAUUGACGACGAAAAAAACGUCGAUUUCGUCUGUCAAAAGUUCACCUUUAAACGUAAAAAUAACAAAAAUCAUAAAACCAUCAAGAGUUGUAACAACAAUAAUAAUAACAAUAAUAAUAAUAAUAACAUUAACUGUAACAUUAGUAAUAAUAAUAAUAUGGUUGCGGUAGUUGAGAGUGAUAACAAUGGUUCUAUAACUCGAGUUGAUUAAAACCAUUAUUAUUAUUAUUAUUUAUUUAUUACUUUUAUUAUUAUUAUUAUUCUUAGUAGUAGUAGUAUUACCACUACCUGUGCAUAAAACCCUUGUAUACUUAAGAAAUGAUUUAAUUGAAAUGGAUUUCGUUUUCAAUGUUUUAAAUUAUAUUAUAUUAAUAUGGAUUAUUUUAAGAUCAAUGUUUUUGAUUGGCCCUUAGUUUUAUUCAUUCAUUCAUUCAUUCUUUCUUUCAAUGUUUCGUUCGUUCAUUUCAAUCUUUCAUCUAUAAGACUUCAUUCAUUCAAUCGUUUACUCAAUCAAUCAUUCUUGUAAGUUAUUUAUUCAUUUGUUGUUUGGUUCAUUCAAUAAGUUCUUUCAUUGGCUUG